Molecule: messenger RNA, 6072 nt
Organism: Lutra lutra (Eurasian river otter)
Lineage: Eukaryota; Metazoa; Chordata; Mammalia; Carnivora; Mustelidae
Gene: NIPA1
Product: NIPA magnesium transporter 1
Exons: 5
Coding region: 34-1008 (324 amino acids)
Biological process (GO): magnesium ion transport
Cellular component (GO): membrane
Molecular function (GO): magnesium ion transmembrane transporter activity
Source: RefSeq, a predicted model, not a curated record
CAGGCGCAGGCGCGGAGGGCGGGCGCGGGCGGAAUGGGGACUGCAGCGGCGGCAGCGGCGGCGGCCGGGGAGGGGGCGCGCAGCCCGAGCCCCGCCGCCGUGUCGCUUGGCCUGGGCGUGGCCGUCGUGUCGAGCCUGGUGAAUGGGUCCACGUUCGUGCUUCAGAAAAAGGGCAUCGUGCGCGCCAAGCGGCGAGGUACCUCCUAUUUAACAGACAUUGUGUGGUGGGCAGGCACAAUUGCAAUGGCUGUUGGCCAGAUUGGAAACUUUCUGGCUUACACUGCAGUCCCCACGGUCCUGGUGACUCCACUGGGUGCCCUUGGAGUGCCGUUUGGGUCCAUUUUAGCUUCUUAUCUUCUGAAGGAGAAGCUCAACAUCUUGGGCAAGUUGGGGUGUCUGCUAAGCUGUGCAGGUUCUGUUGUGCUGAUUAUCCACUCCCCAAAAUCCGAGAGUGUUACUACUCAGGCUGAACUGGAAGAGAAGCUGACUAAUCCAGUGUUUGUGGGCUAUCUGUGCAUCGUGCUGCUUAUGCUGCUGCUGCUCAUCUUUUGGAUUGCACCAGCCCAUGGGCCCACCAACAUCAUGGUCUACAUCAGUAUCUGCUCCUUGCUAGGGAGUUUCACCGUGCCUUCCACCAAGGGCAUCGGGCUGGCGGCCCAAGACAUCUUCCACAACAACCCAUCCAGUCAGCGGGCCCUCUGCCUGUGCCUGGUGCUUCUGGCUGUGCUCGGUUGCAGCAUCAUUGUCCAGUUCAGGUACAUCAACAAGGCGCUUGAGUGCUUCGACUCCUCUGUGUUUGGGGCCAUCUACUACGUCGUGUUCACCACCCUUGUCCUGCUAGCCUCGGCCAUCCUCUUUCGGGAAUGGAGCAACGUGGGCCUGGUGGACUUCUUGGGUAUGGCCUGUGGGUUCACCACUGUCUCUGUUGGGAUUGUCCUUAUACAGGUGUUCAAAGAGUUCAAUUUCAACCUUGGGGAGAUGAACAAAUCUAAUAUGAAAACAGACUAGGAUGCAACAGGGGUUUGGGUGGCUCAAGGAAUAGGAAAUGAAUGUGGUUUCUGGCUCUCAUUUGAUGUGAAGUGGAAGAGACCCUAAUCAAUGGUAUUAAAGUUGCUUGCAUGUUAAUGGGUGGUCUGAUGGACAGUGGGGAGCAUCACUCAGCACCAGGGCGGGGGCCCAGCCCUUUGCAGUCUGAAGUUGCUAAAUGGUUGCUUGGGCAUCAUCUCUCUCUGAUGAGAGGAAUCUCAUGUUCAUUGCCAUUAACCUGGAAGCUUUCAUGAAUACCCUUUCCUUUUAAAAUAUUUUAACAUUAUUUAAUAGAAAAUAAAGAUGGGCUCUUUCUGAUUAGUCUUUGCAGGGAGCAGAUAUUCUUAUUUAGAAGAUUACUUUGGAAAUGGGAGAAAUUGUUGUCUUGAAGUAUGACUAUACAGUAAAUGUGUCCGUGGUUGUGUUAUUUUGCAUUAAGCAUGUAUAACGUUCAGGUACCUCAUCCAAAUGAGAAGUAUAUACAUUUAAUUUUUUUUAAUCCUCUAAUGAGCUGACUCUCCCACCCCUGACUCCAAGACAUUUUAAUUGAAAAUAGAGAGAGAAUACAUGAACAUGAUACAGAGUUCCAUUCACAGGAUGACUUUCAAUAGCUCAAAUCAAUUUCAGUGCCUUUAUCACUUGAACUCUUCACUUAAUUUGAUGAUUACUAUGUGUAUGUUCUCUUAGAUUAGAAUAACUCUUUCAUUAUACUUUAAUAUUUCACUAUUCAAAAUAUAAAUAUGUAAAGCAUUUAGAGAUAACAGUAUAUUCAUUUGUUGGAAGAAAGUCAAGGCGAAAGACACCGUAAGAGCAAAUUGAUCCUUUUAGCAUGUAAUUAUUAUCCAAUUAAAGACAAUCGACUUAAAUAGCAUAAGAUUUUAUUUGCAUUCAGUCUAUGCACCUGGGACCCAGUAUCACAUAUAUCCAUGUUCUCUUUCAGUGGCCCUUCAGAAGAAAUAAAUUAUUUAACUUGAUAAUAACGCUGUUAGAGUAACUGUUUAAUAGCAUAUAUAUCAAGUUCCCUAUAAUACAGGAACAGAUUAAAGGACACAGUGAAGCUCAGUCUAAUUUCUGCAAAUUGGAACACAUAUAGUAAGUUUUCAAAAGAAUUUCUAGCAAAAAUGAAAACAAUUAACAUAUCCAUCUCCCUAUUGUUUGAGAUGGCAGAGCACCCUACAGUUCAUCACCCAACCUCUCAUUAAGCUUCUGAAAUGCAAAAUAGCCACUAACUAUGCCGGUAUUCAGAUCAAACAGAUCAUUCGUCUGUUUAUAGUAACCUUGUAUGUAUAUUAAAUGGGAGCAAAGCACAAAGUGAUGCACAUUAUUUCAUUAAGAUAUAAUGUACUUCAUGUGCAGCAUUUUAUCUAAAUAGGGAACUGUGUCAAGUUGGAAGAUGGGAUUGGGUAAGGUAGAGUUGGAGAACUAGAAUAUCAAAUUUAAUAAUACCCAAUUGAAGUUACUCACUAAGGGAAAAAAAAAUUUUUUUUCAAGCAAAAAGAACAUUUCUAAAGACCAAAGAAAUUGUUCCCCAGAGUGUUGAAUGAAAAAGCUAAAUGAAAUGAGGAUAGUUUAACAUAAAGUGAAGAACACCUUUAUGAAUUAAAAGUACAUCUGAUGAUUGUGGGUUGUCAGGGCUUAAUGAACUAAGAGCAGCAAGAGAAUUGUUUUAAAAUUUUUUACAUCUUAUAUUCACUGAUAGUUAAUAAAUAUUCAGAACUCCCUCACUCUUUUUAUCGGCUCUUGAAGGUUUUUUUAUUACGUGGUAUUUUUAGGAAUGCAAGCCUUAAUUUAUUGAACUGAACUUUGGAAAAUGUCAUGUAGUUGUAUCAGUAUACUUUUAGGCAUAAAAAUAGUUUCCUAGAUAAGGAGUUUGAGAUAUUAAAAGAAUACAUGUGAUAACACAAGUAUACUGAGAAUGUUCUUGUGUCUUAUGGAAAUUAUCUUAUUUAUUUUGUUAUAAUUUACAAGUGAAGAUUAGUUUAAAUUCAUUUAUUAGUGUUUCUCAUUAUAUUUUAAUUCACAGUUAUACCAUGGGUAUUCAGAGGUGAUAUUUUCUGGAUGAUUACCCCUAUGAUUUUUUAGAGUAUAACAAAAUCUGAAAGUAGUAAUAGCGGGUCUCUUCUUCAGGGUGACUUGUUCUGGAACAGUUAGACUCUCCUAGUUUUAGCAGAUUAUUAUGGUAGGAUGCACAGCUUUCCUUCCAGUAAACAAAGUUCUUAUGAUUGUAUUUCAAGUGUGUGACUCUAGCCUCAAAUAGUUGACAUGACCAGCAGUCUAAUAACCUAAUUUUCAAGUUUGACAUAGAGCAUAUAACUUGACUUGAAAUUAUUAUUAUUUUUACAAAUUCACAUUUUCAUAAUUCAUUUGGAAUUGCAAAGAAAAAAAGCCUCAAAGCGAGAGUUUUAGGGGAGGGCCUACAAUGGGAAUGGGUCUCAUUGGUCUCUCCAAAAGUAAUUACAGAUGAAACAUUUCCAUUAUUAUACUAUUCCUUGGGUUUUAUCUCUGAUAAAGUAAGGAAAAAAAUACCUACUGUCUAUUUGUUUUCAAGCUUCCUCUAAAAUCUUAUGUUUCUGAUCACAAUUUGCAAAUUUAUUCUGGAUAGAUACUUAAAUAAGCCAUUUCUCUCCUCUACUAUUCAAUCAAUGCUUUGUUUUCUUAUCUGAAUCUUUACAUUUAAGAAGAUUGCUUUCUUGUUUUGCUCAUUUGGGGUUAGCACUGAGACCACCCUGGGCAUUUUGCUGUUUGGGAGGACCAUUCCAUGUGUGUCCUAAAUUCCUAAUUUUCAAGCCAAUUAGUUAUGCUCAGUUUUAUUUCCAGAAGUUCAUUCCAGCUGUAGUAGGUUGGGUUUUGUUCUUUUUCUUUGGGUUUCAUGUCUGAUGGAAGAGAAUACUAUUAACAUGUGCAGUUACCCCUCCCCCUCCUCCUUCAUUGACAGCUCCUCUCUUUGUAAAUACUGUGCUCACUUCUAGAAGCUAGUUCCUAGACAUUUAUAAAGCACUGAGAUGCAGGAUCUCCCAGGUAUGUACAAACACUUUGGUCCAUGGAGACCAAGAUGUUGAUGAGCUGCGUAGUUCUUGUUGUAAGAUGAUACCUUUCUUUUCCAAGCUGCUCAACUAAUCUGGAAGAGGGGAGAAAGUGCUCCGAUUGUUUACAGAGCCAUGCCCAUUGCUCUUUUCUGAUGCCUACUUGAUCCUGAUUUAGGCCUCUUGUACAGAGUAGGAAACCAGAGAGAGAAAAAUGCUUUAGUUUAGAUCUGUUCACAACUGUCUGAUUGGUUCCAGUGGUCUGAAGGAGUUGUCCUUCUCACUGUGUUUGAGACACCAAGGAAGUAGUAGUUCACCCAUCAAGCAGGACUAGAUGGAAUCUUGGUGUUCCGCCUUCUCAGGGACCAAAAAUGUAACAUUAACAACUUAGCAUCGACCUUCUUCCCAAGGACAUGUCCAUGUUAGUUUUCAUAUGUUUUACUCAUAUUCAUAGCUAGAGGUCUGUUAAUUUGAGUCAGAAAGAGAAAAGAUCUAGUUACACACCAGUCACACACCAUAAAACAGUUUAUCAUAUAAAAUACCUCAAUUUUCUGUAUUCCUCAUUUCCACCUCACAGUUGUACUGGUGAUGAAUUUUAAGGGUCUGUCCUUUAGCUUUGAGGUGAUUUUUCACAUCUGGCCAGAUUCUUAUACCUCCAUCAUAUACUUGAAAAGAUUAAGAAUUAGAGGAAUGAGAAUGAGAAUUUGGCCCAGUAUCACUACCUGUUUAUUUUCAUACACAUUUCUCACAUGCUAUUAAAUGCAACAAGAGAAUUAUAUUUUAAGAAAAUGUAACUUUAUGUUACAUCAAAAAAUGUUGUCUAGUAAAAAAUUGAUACUCAGUAGAACAAUGAUUAUGUAAAUAAAUCUAUUUCAAAUGUACCCAAUGUGAUAAAAAGCAUACAUAGUCUAGGGCCCAGAGCAUGAGCCAGGGAGAAGGAUUUAUUUGUUCUUUUCUCUAUUUUUCCUUGAAUUGUGCAACUCUAGGUGAGUCACUUAACCUUUCUGUGCCUCAGUUUCUCUACCUCUAAAGGGGUGAGAUGGUUCUCCAAAUCACCUGUUUUAGAGCACUCACACUUUCAGCGUGUGUUGAUAGCUUCAGACAAGAGUGUUCUGUGCAGGAUUGCUCUGGAGUGAUGCAGUGGAAGCUCAGCUUGCACUGGGCAUCCUGUUUGCUCAGGACUGUGUUACUGACAUGCAGCUUCAAGCACUGAGUAAGCAAAGGAAGUGCUGGUUGUAAAGUUUGCACGAUUCCAUGAAGCUUUAAUUUUCCUUUUUUUUUAUUUUAAAAGGAAGGGUUUUUUAUAUUCUAUUAUAAAAUAUGGGAAUUAAACAGGGACUUUAAAAAGCUGCACUGAAAGACCACAUUCUGUUGGUGUGAUGAGAUUUUCUGACAUUCUGCAUAGGUUUAUGUUCUGCAGAAGAUUCAGUGACCUGUGAACCAGAUCGAUUCUGUUGUGUUAGAUUUAUAAUGAAUGAUGCUGAACUUCCUGCUUCCAAGCAACUCAACCCUGACCAUGAACUACCUGAUACCAGGUAAAUGUCAGGAGCUCCCAAACCACUAGUGCCAAAAGGUCAUGUUGAAAAGUUCAGACUCUUUCUUUUAUUUGUCAAAAUAUGAUAAUUUGACCCCCACUCCCAUGUCAUUGUUUUUGCAAUUUGGAAUAAUUUAAGGGUACUGUUUUUCAGUAGCAUUCCUGAGUGUUUUUGCCCUUUUAAAUGAUAAACAUUUCUUUCUUGUAAAAUGGAAUAUAACCGUGAAGGAGAUGAUGACUAGAUUUUAAAAAAAAAUGUAACAUGUUGAUUGUUUGCAUAAGUUUUUUUUCCUGUAAAUGUAUCAGGGGAGCUUCCAAUUAGCAUACAUACACACAUUGUCAAUGGCUAAGACUUGCUUAUAUUUUGCUUUAUAGAAGUAGUCACAGCAUGUUGUAAUUGCCUUAUGUAAAUAUGAAAGGCUAUUUAUUAAGUUUUCCAAUAAUAUUUAUUAAUCUGUAUGUGUUUUAAAAUAAAAUAACUUAUUUCUA